Molecule: messenger RNA, 1074 nt
Organism: Seminavis robusta
Lineage: Eukaryota; Bacillariophyta; Bacillariophyceae; Naviculales; Naviculaceae
Source: the annotation of a GenBank genome assembly
CCGAGGAAGUUGCAACGGCAGGCGUCAGCGCAGGUAAUAACCAAGUGCAAUUUUUGCCUGUAAUGAUCAAGCUGUUGUGACCACGCAUCGCAAAAGACUCGACUCGCAAAGCGUCUCACAACACAGCCACAAAUAAACAUCAAACAUCCAAGCUUAUUGUUUUUAAAGAUUCUCAUUCAUACCAGUUGCUAGGAUCAUGUCUCUUGCCGAACGACUUGGAGAUGCGGCUCGCCUGAACAAUCGCGGUGCGGCGCUGUAUGCCAAGGGCGAGUGGAAAGAGUCUCUCCUCUUGUUUCGGCAGUCCCUGGAAGGCAUGAUUGCUCAACUCCGUGAAGUCGCACCAGGAAAUGCCGUUGCGGAUGACUACUCUGCUUUGUAUCUCUUGAAGAAGAACUUUGAUGUGUUGCCUUGUACCGGUACUGCUGAAUCACCCAAUAAGGACGCAGAAUCGCCCAUGGUGUUUCUCAAUCCCAUUGUCUUUUCCAGUGUUCCGACGCAAGAUCAAGAGACGAGUCUCACGGUGAUUUGCGGCAUGAUUGUCUUCAACAUGUCCAUUGCCAGCCACGCCAAGGCCAUGCAAGGAGACACGGCCUGUUUGGCCCAGGCGCUUCAACUCUACGAAUCCAGUGUCAAUUUCAUCUACAGGACCCCGCAUGCCGAGACCGUCUUUGCCAGUGUCCUUUCGGCAGCCUUGAACAACAAGAUUCAAAUCUACCACUCCUCUUGUCGUUUUGAUGAGUUGGACCGCGAUUCCCAGAGGCUCUCCAAGGCUGUCUACGUCGCGUACGCCCACGAGGUGCGAGACCCCAACAGCUUGCUCAGCCAACAAGACUUUGAAGGCAUCCUCCUGAACCUACUCCUCUUGAAAAGACCCACCAAGGCACAGGCUGCCUAGCCCAGCUAGAUCCUCGAUGUUGUUAACACGGAUCUGCGUUCUCAUGCUGCGUGGCUAGCACUGCAGCGUUUCGUCUCCUGGCUGCUUGGCUCCUGGUGCUUAUAUAUAUCUUCUCUUUGGCGUCUGAUGAUCGUUCAACCAAACUUAGUUCUUAAAUUAAUAUCUACAUUCUUGUUCUC